Messenger RNA from Entelurus aequoreus (snake pipefish), 2641 nucleotides. RefSeq names its product ankyrin repeat domain 29 (gene ankrd29). The record is from RefSeq and is a predicted model, not a curated record. Gene Ontology annotation, molecular function: protein binding. The transcript has 12 exons. Bases 290 to 1243 code for a protein of 317 amino acids. Lineage: Eukaryota; Metazoa; Chordata; Actinopteri; Syngnathiformes; Syngnathidae.
AAGAGCAGAAGCCCCCCGGGGGACCGUGUCCUGACAUCCAGGGAGAAGUGAGGCCUGAGACGAGGACGUGGAGCUUGUUUAAGGGGGUGAUGGCGGUGGUUCUUGUGUGUUCUGUACAGCCGGAGCAAAUUGCUUCCACAGUGAGCAGUGCCCCCCAGCGGCCGGAGGGCGAAGCUGUCAUGCAGCACUGCAGUAAAGGGAAGCGCGCGUCCGCGGUGCAGGUUGUGAUGUCCGCCAACACCCCACAGCAGGUGCAGGAUGAAGGAGAAGGAAGACACAUGAGAUACGAAUGAGGGGCUGCAGGAUGUCUUUUAAGAAGGACACGCCGCUGUCCAAUGCUGUGUUCUGGGCGGCCCACAGGGGGAACCUGGCCCUGCUCCAGCUGCUGCUCAACAGUGGACGUGUGGACGCAGACUGCAAAGACAAAUGUGGAACCACAGCAUUGAUGGUGGCGUCCUACAGCGGCCAUAGAGAGUGUGUGAAAGGACUCAUCAUGCAAGGAGCUGACAUCAACUACCAGAGAGAAACCGGUUCCACCGCUCUGUUCUUCGCCUCCCAGCAGGGUCACGACGACAUUGUCAAGCUCCUCUUUGAGUUCGGGGCCUCCACUGAAUUCCGGACAAAGGAAGGAGGCACCGCUCUGACCGCCGCCUCUCAGCACGGCCACGCCAAAGUGGUGGAGACGCUGCUGAAGAACGGCGCCAACGUUCACGACGAGCUGAAUGACGGCGCCACUCCCCUGUUCCUCGCGGCCCAAGGGGGUCACGUGACCGUAAUCCGCCACCUGCUGGCGUCAGGUGCCAAGACAAACCAUCCGAGAGAAGACGGCACCGCUCCCUUGUGGAUGGCGGCCCAGAUGGGACACAGCGACGCGGCGAGGGUGCUCCUCUUGCGUGGUGCAGACAGGGACGCCUACAGAGAAGAUGGCUCCACGGCGUUAUUUAAAGCGGCUCUGAAGGGACACACCGGCGUCAUCGAGGAGCUUCUCAAGUUUUCUCCUUCCCUCGGCCUCCUCAAGAAUGGCUCCACAGCUCUCCAUGCCGCUGCCCUGGGCGGGAAUCUUCAAAGCGUGCAGCUUCUGCUCCGCGCCAACGCCGACCCCACGCUCGCUAACAAGAAUAACGAACUCCCGGCCGACGUGGCCCAGAGCCAACGCGUCCUGAGAGUUCUGCGCAAACCGAAAACCUUAAAGGUGACGACGGAAGACAACCGUGGCUCCUGCCUGCACGUCUGCCUGCACUGAAACACUCAUUUCAAUGGUGUGUCCUUUUGAUUCAUGCCCAGCUGUUAGUGCGUGGUCAUUUAUACGCAGACUGUAGAUGAGUUAUUGAUUUGAGCUUAAUAAAGACGACAUAUCCAAUGACGAAAGAACAGGUUACAAAGCUGGUUGAAACAAACAAAAGAGUCUUGUUCCGCAGAAAUUACACCACAUUCCCCCCUUUCGGGGUGUUCACAUCACAACGAAAUUAAGAUGGUUUCUUCCGCGAUAAGGAGAAAUUUGUUCCACACCUUAUGGUCCCGUUUAUACUGCACACCAAAUCAGAUUUUUUUGGCACUCAAGUGACACAAAUUAAAAAAAAUGUUGCCAGUCUAAACUAGGGUUGUCUUGAUACCAAUAUUUUAGUACCGGUACCAAAAUGUAUUUCGAUACUUUUCGGUACUUUUCUAAAUAAGGCGGACCACAAAAAAAUUGCAUUAUUGGCUUUAUUUUAACAAAAAAUCUUACGGUACAUUAAACAUAUGUUUCUUAUUGCAAUUGAAGAACACGUUUGUCCUUAAAUUACAUACAAGACAACUUGUCUUUCAGUAGUAAGUAAACAAACAAAGGCUCCCAAUUAGUCUGCUGACGUAUGUGUCAGGACUUGAUUCUUGGGUUGUGUUCCUCCGGAAGGCAAAGGAAAAUUGGCGCGUGCAAGACGUGAAUUUAAAUACAUGAUUUAAUUUUAACAAAUAAAAAAAGGAAUAAACAAAAGGCGCUCACAGUGGAGGUAAAAAACUUGACUAGGAAAACAAAAGGCGCGCACAAAGGCGGAAAUACAAAACUUGGUAAUAAACACAAAACUUGCAUAAAUGCAGAAACUAUGAACAAUUAAACAAAAACACUCACUGUGGCAUAAAUUAACAAAACUUACUUGGCAAAGAACUAUGACAUGAAGCAGAGUGCUGAAAUAGUGUGAGGACGCCAGGACGAACAACAGAAACAGACAGAUUUAAAUAGUGACGUGAUCAGUGAAAACAGGUGCGUGACUCGAAACAGGUGCGUGACAAGACAGGUGAAAACUAAUGGGUGACCAUGGAAACCAAACCAAACAAGGAAGUGCAACCAGGAACUAAAAAAAGAGCCCAAAACCCAAGCAAAACAAAAACAUGAUUAACACAGACAUGACAGUAUGCAGUAACAUAUUGUGUCAUUUAUCAUUCUUUUUUAUCAAAAUUAUGAGGGACAAGCUGUAAAAAUUGAUUAUUAAUCCACUUGUUCAUUUACUGUUAAUAUCUGUUUGUUUCCGUUUCAACAUGUUCUAUCUACACUUCUGUUAAAAUGUAAUAAUCACUUAUUCUUCUGUUGUUUGGAUGCUUUACAUUAGUUUUGGAUGAUACCACAAAUGUAGGUAUUGAUCCGAUACCGAGUCGUUACAGGAUC